AUGACGUCCUGCUGUGCUUCGUGUCAGGACGUCCUGAAGGAUCCAGUCUCCACCAGCUGUGGACACUGGUUCUGCAGACAGUGCAUCACCUCAUACUGGGACCAGUCUGGUUCUUCAGGAGACUCCUCCUGUCCCCAGUGUGGAAAAAGAUCCAGAACAGGAGCUGGAGCAGAUCGCGGUCUACAGGAGGUUUUAGAUGAACAUCAGCUCAGUCUGAGGAGGAGAUGUGAACAUGUGACUGAAGGAAGUGAUGAAACAGGAAGUAGAACCCUCCUCAACAGGAUCUACACUGAGCUCUACAUCACAGAGGGACAGAGUGAAGAGGUUAAUACUCAACAUGAGGUGAGGCAGCUUGAGACGGCUUCCAAGAAGAAGAUCCUCCACGACACUCCCAUCAGGUGCCACGACAUCUUUAAAGCCUCCACUGACCAGCAGAGCAGCAUCAGAGUCGUCCUGACCAUCGGCGUCGCUGGCGUUGGAAAAACCUUCUCGGUGCAGAAGUUCACUCUGGACUGGGCAGAGGGUUUAGAGAACCAGGAUGUGGAUCUGCUGACUGUGCUUUCGUUCAGGGAGCUGAACCUGGUGAAGGACCAGCAGCACAGUCUCCUCACGCUGCUCCGUGUUUUCCAUCCAGCGUUACAGAAGCUCACGGCAGAGACGCUCGCUGUCUGUAAACCUUUGUUCAUCUUUGACGGCCUGGAUGAAAGCAGACCUUCUCUGGACUUCAACCACAGGGAGCUUGUGUCUGAGGUCACACAGAGGUCAUCAGUCAACGUGCUGCUGACAAACCUCAUCCGGGGGAAUCUGCUUCCCUCGGCUCUCGUCUGGAUAACCUCCAGACCUGCGGCGGCCAAUCAGAUCCCUCCUGCAUGUGUCGACAGGGUCACAGAAGUACGAGGCUUCACUGACGCCCAGAAGGAGAAGUACUUCAGGAGGAGAUUCAGUGAUGAAGAGCUGUGCAGCAGAAUCAUCUCACACAUCAAGACGUCCAGGAGCCUCCACAUCAUGUGUCAAAUCCCAGUCUUCUGCUGGAUCAGUGCUACAGUUCUGGAGCACAUGUUGACCACAGAGAAGAGAGGAGAGCUGCCCAAGACCCUGACUGACCUGUACUCACACUUCCUGCUGGUUCAGACAAAGAGGAAGAACAACAAGUACGGUGAGGGACAUGAGACGACUCCACAGCAGCUGACGGAGGCUGACAGGGACGUUCUCCUGAAGCUGGGGAGGCUGGCACUUAAACAUCUGGAGGAAGGAAACAUCAUGUUCUACCAAGAAGACCUGGAGCGGUGUGGUCUUAAUGUCACAGAGGCCUCUGUGUACUCAGGAGUUUGUACUGAGAUCUUCAGAAGAGAGGGUGUGAUCUUCCAGAAAUCAGUCUACUGCUUUGUUCAUCUCAGUGUUCAGGAGUUCCUGGCUGCAGUCUACAUGUUCCAUUGUUACACCACGAGGAACACAGAAGAACUCAACAACUUCUUGGGAACAUAUGGGGACACAGACAGUACCUCCUCCCUGGAUCACCUCCUGAAGAGAACCAUGAAGAAAUCUCUCACCAGUACAAAUGGUCAUCUGGACCUGUUUGUUCGCUUCCUUCACGGCCUCAGUCUGGAGUCCAACCAGAGAGUCUUAGGAGGCCUGCUGGGUCGGACAGGGAACAAUCCAAAGAUCAUCCAGAGAGUCAUCAACAACCUGAAGAAGAUGGAGAGUGGUGACAUUUCUCCUGACAGAAGCAUCAACAUCUUCCACUGUCUGACUGAGAUGAACGACCACUCAGUUCAUCAGCAGAUGAAACAGUUCCUGACAUCAGAGAACAGAUCAAAGGAGAAACUCUCUGAGAUCCACUGCUCAGCUCUGGCCUACAUGCUGCAGAUGUCAGAGGAGGUUCUGGAUGAGUUGGACCUGAAGAAGUUCAACACAUCAGACCAGGGUCGACUGAGACUGAUCCCAGCUGUGAGGAACUGCAGGAAGGCUCGACUCGGUUUUUGGCGACUCUCGGAGACUCACUGUGAAGUCGUGGCCUCAGCGCUGAAGUCAGACCCCUCACAUCUGAGAGAACUGGAUCUGAGUCUCAACGAGCUGCAGGACUCAGGAGUGAAGCUGCUGUGUUCUGGACUGGAGAGUCCAAACUGUCGACUGGAGACUCUGAGGUCCUUAAAUCCUUCUUCACUUUUCAGACUUUCUUUCUUAUUGGGUCAUUAUUUAUUUAACUUGUCUCAGUUCUGCUCUGCUCACUGUCCCUCAGUCGUCUGUCCCUCACCCAGCCUGUCAGUCACGUCCACCUCAUCAACUCCAUUCACCUGCACUCACCUGCUCCUGAUCACUAAGAACGUGUCAGUAAAUAACAUGUGGACUGAGGCCGAGCACUCGUCCUCCUCAGGUUUUCAAAAUAAGACACAUUCUUAUUGAA
Messenger RNA from Limanda limanda (common dab), 2404 nucleotides. Its product is annotated as NLR family CARD domain-containing protein 3-like. Lineage: Eukaryota; Metazoa; Chordata; Actinopteri; Pleuronectiformes; Pleuronectidae. Bases 1 to 2403 code for a protein of 800 amino acids. Gene Ontology annotation, molecular function: protein binding. The record is from RefSeq and is a predicted model, not a curated record. The transcript has 4 exons.